UGUGUGUGUGUGUGCGCGCGCGCGCGCAUAUAUGACGUACUGGUAAGUAAUGGGAGCAGAUGGAAAUCCUGGUGGGAGAAGGAGAUCGAUAUCUGGAUGAACCAGAAAGACAAGAACUUUUGUGUGCGCGAGAGGGAGAAACAGAGAACACCAGACAGGAGAGACGAGACGAGACAAGACGAGAUGAGAUGAGAUGACACGACACGGGACGGGACGAGACAGCCUGCGAGGACCAUCAGUUUGGUAGUGAAGGGACCGUCUGCGAUAUACGCUUUCACUCUCCCAACCCCAGACUGCAAGGUGAUGCUGAUGCGGAGUUUAAAAUGGUGAUCUCGCGCUUAUUUUACUAAUACAGCUAAAAAGCAGCCCCCUUCACAGUCCACAUGGUCAGGCCCUCUAGGGCGUGGGAGAAGAGCUUACCACCGAGCAUGGCCUCCAUCAAAGGUGAAAGCACGCACCAGAGACCAGCACCCAUUAAACAAGAGGACUGUGAGUGGGAGGAUUUGCGGGUGACGCUGGAGCGCCGUGACGGAAAGAGUUCGGCUUUCAAACAGGAGGAUUCUGAGGAGAAGACCACCAAAAGUAAAAUCGAGGAUUUGCCGGUUAGCCUUGAGGUGCAAACGCACGAUGCUGGGAAUAUUUUCAAGGGAGAGAUUGGUGAAGAGUCUUGGUCCCAGUACAGUAAUUCAGGCCGUGUGGCUUCCCGGCAAAAUUCUACAGAAGUGAAAUCUGAGUUGAGUGAGUUUGAAGAGAAAAUCGGCAAAGGCACCGGAAGAGACGCAGAAGAGGGCCAGUCACCUGGGAGUGCUGGAAUGAAUUUCCAGGACAAUGGCAGCUUCUCCCCGUCUUCAUUUCCUCGGCCCUCUCAGUGCAGACUGCCGCACAAGCAGGACAAGGAGAAGAUGAAGAAAUCAACAAGAGGAUCAGAGAAUUCGACCCCAGCCUCUUUACAGUGUUCUCUUUCUGCUGCUAAGCCAACGUGCAUAGAAGCCAUCAACAUGGAUCGAGUAUGUAAUACAAAUCAAGAGUCCUUGCUUGCAUACACAGAGUGCCGGAAAUGUUUCAAAAACACUCCUGACUCUAGAGACCAGAAGUCGAUUCAGAUGAGACAGAAGCCACAUCCCUGUCCUGAGUGUGGCAAGUUAUUUUCAAACAGAAACAGCCUGCACAAACAUAAAAGAAUUCACACGGGAGAGAAGCCUCAUAGCUGUUCUGAAUGUGGCAAGCAUUUCUUAGAGAGGCGCAGUCUGCAUAGGCAUAUGAGAAUUCACACUGGAGAGAAACCUCAUUCCUGUCCGGAAUGUGACAAACGCUUCUCACAUAUCAGCAGUCUUCAGAGGCACACAAAAAUACACACGGGGGACAAACCUCAUUGCUGCGCUGAAUGUGGCAAACGAUUCUCCGACAGUUACACUCUUCAGAGGCACACAAGAACUCACACUGGGGAAAAGCCAUACAGCUGUUCUCAGUGUGACAAACGAUUUUUUGACAUUUGCGGCGUGCAGAGACAUACAAGGAUUCACACGGGAGAAAGGCCGUAUAGUUGUUCUAAAUGCGGCAAACUGUUUUUUGAUGGCAGCGCCCUACAGAAGCACACACGGAUUCAUACUGGAGAGAAGCCCUAUCACUGUACGGAGUGUGGCAAACGAUUUUCACAAGUAAGCAGCCUUCAGAGCCACUCCGAAAUUCACAGUGGACUGAAGCCUUAUUGCUGCUCCGAAUGCGGCAAGAGAUUCUCCUGUAGCAGUUACCUUCAGAAACACACAAGAAUUCACACUUAAGAAAAGACAGAUUGUUGUUUUGAAUGUAGUAAGAGUUUCUCACGACAAAGCAGACUUUACAGUCCAUUCAAUUCAAUUGAUUUUUGUGUGGCGCUCUUCACUGAAGGCAGAAUCGGAGCGCUGGGACUUGUUCACAGGUAGAUGCAAAUGUGAUCAUUACAAGUGACUAAUUGUUUCAUACGUACACAUGAAGAGACAGAUUUGAUUAAACAGACAGGGAAAGCACAGUAGCUUGAAACUGAUUAACAUAAAUGGAGACCAGCAGUAUCUCUCCUUCAAUUAACUGUUAAACUACAGCCAAAUGAUAACAAAUAAGAGGAAAACAAAACCUCCAGUCAGCAGCAACACUUGGCAAAAUAAACCUGGUGAAUGUGUCCAUGGUCAGUUAUAACAGAGAAGGUGACAAUCCUAGACAUGUUGGCCAAGCGGGCCAACACUCCUGGGCAUUCAACAAUAGAGUCUGUGCUAGACAAUCUAAUCCCACAAGGACUCUCAAUAAUUUCCCUUUAAGCAACUUCCAUCUGUCACCUUGUGGUUGUCCUAACAGACUCCACAGCGAACGCACACCUGACGUUUAGACGAUGCUCAGGAGUUCUGGGUGAAUGUGCUACAGAAGAAUGGGUCAAAACUUUGGAUCAACUUCAACCCCGUUAUGGUGCAAAUGACAAAAGCUAACAUGCACUCGCAAGAAACAAAUUGCGCUGCAACAGUGGAGAGGUUUUAUUUUUUUGAAUGACGGUCCACUGUUGAGGACCCAUGCAGGCAGGACCAGUCCAAGGGGGAUGUCCACGUAACACCUGGCUGCGGCAGAUAGAGGGGUCCUUGCUGGAGGGUGGGCGUGGACCGCUUGUCUGCAGGGGGGUUGCCAACCAGGAUCCCGAGCUGUUUUGUCAUGUGGUGGGUGUGGCAACACGCUGUACUGGUGCACACUCCCUAACCUGACCUGACCUCCAUAAAAGUGUUUGCCACUGAAGGAACCUCGAAAUCGGCUGUGCAGUGAAACAUAAGGCCACCUGAUCAUCAGUCGGGUUAUGGAAGAAGCACGCACAAACACGUCUUCACAAAAAUAAUGGAAGAUGAAGAAAGCUGGAAUUUUGUAGAAGCCCAAUGAGAUGGUAUGAGUAAUUCAUGACAGAAAACCCAAAAUGAAGCUGAAGCAGUUCGGGAAGGAAGAGUGGGCUAGACUCAAAAGAAGAUGACUAUUUUUAUUUUUUCACCUCAGGUAGUAUGUACAUUUCUUUAAUAAAUGAAUGAAAUAAGAA
Polypterus senegalus (gray bichir) is the source of this 3043-nucleotide messenger RNA. RefSeq names its product zinc finger protein 420-like. Bases 384 to 1781 code for a protein of 465 amino acids. The transcript has 3 exons. Lineage: Eukaryota; Metazoa; Chordata; Cladistia; Polypteriformes; Polypteridae. The record is from RefSeq and is a predicted model, not a curated record. Gene Ontology annotation, cellular component: nucleus.